AACAAUGGGUAAUGAACCACGAGAAAAUUUUAUUACACAAUGUGCAGAAGAUGAAAAAAGAUUUGAAAAACCCAUAAAACAAAAUAAAGUGCUUAAUUUUACAGACAAUAUGCAAAAAAAGAAAAUGACAGUGUCAGGAAAAGUUGUUGAACUGCGUAUGCAACGUGACUUGUUUGGCCAAUUUUUAUGCAUAUCUUUGCAAAAAUCUCUAGAUAUAGAUAAAGUUUUAAUAUAUCCUCUAACGCCAGUGCCAUUAUCAAUGUGUCACAUGGAUGGAUCUAUUUGCAAAACUAAUAAGGCAGCUCUAUUAAAAGUACUCGAGCAGCAGAUUGAGCCGCAUACUCCGGAGCAUACUAACGUGAAGGUGUUCGAUGGAUUUUUUAUGCUUCAUUUGAUGAGGGAAAUUCCAGCUACUUACGGAAACAUAUCUACUAAAAUUUUAAGUACAUUUUUCCUUCAAUCAAAGAUAAUGAACAUUCUUUAAGAGGAAUGCAAGUCACAC
This is a messenger RNA of Rhagoletis pomonella (apple maggot), 502 nucleotides long. RefSeq lists its product as uncharacterized. The coding region runs from base 5 to 484 and encodes 159 amino acids. The transcript has 2 exons. The record is from RefSeq and is a predicted model, not a curated record. NCBI's taxonomy places the organism in Eukaryota, Metazoa, Arthropoda, Insecta, Diptera, Tephritidae.